Messenger RNA from Sparassis crispa, 1587 nucleotides. RefSeq lists its product with no specific name. Bases 1 to 1587 code for a protein of 528 amino acids. NCBI's taxonomy places the organism in Eukaryota, Fungi, Basidiomycota, Agaricomycetes, Polyporales, Sparassidaceae. The record is from RefSeq and is a predicted model, not a curated record. The transcript has 7 exons.
AUGUCGAGCGUCGGACGCGAUGGCGACGGCCCUUCGUUAGUCCCUCACCAACCAAUGUCGGAAGAUGGGCCCCAUGAAGUACCGCCAGUGGUCAACAUUCUGAUGCAAGGACGUUCAGACGUGGAGGUAAUUCGAUGGUUUCAGGUGGCUAUAUGCGCAUAUGCUCAACGUGCGACACUACUUUCUAUCACUCUAUUCCGUUCCUCUAUGUCUGUUGUACCUGUUCAGAACCCAGAGGUAUCCAUGGAACUGCGGCUCGAGAGAAUGCGGUUGCAGGAGGCGCUGUGCGCGCGUGAUACGGUCGCACAGCGUCUGGCCGAGGCAUGCACCUUUGUUCGUCAGAAGAACAACACCAUCGAGCAGCUGCUGGCCGAGAGGGGGGAGCUAUUGAAGCGAUUCUCCGUCCGGGCUCCUGGAGAGCUCGACGUGGUUGCAGGCGAAACGACAAUGGGUACGGUUAUCGGUACUGUGCAGGAGGAUACUCGACGUACAUCAGAAGAGUCGGCUGCAUCGGAUGGUGAAUUACAGCAUAUGUCUGGAGCAACUUCGCAUGGGCUAUUGGCCUCUGCGGUAGAGUCAGAUCCUUCGUCAGUCGCUCUUCUCCGAGAUAUGGCGAACAAGAUGGAGAUACCCAUGUCUCCGAAUAUGAGUGGUCCAGGAUGGGUAGAGUCUCAGAAUUUCUCGCAAUUCAUGAACGACCACUUGGCAAAAUUGACACUGCAAGAUUCUGAAACUUCUGACUUCAAAGUUGCUUCUAGUGCUACAGAUCUCGCACAACAGGUCGCUUCCAGGAACGCUAUCUUAUCUGCUCUUCCCCUUCCUCCCGACAUACCCGCCGACGCUCUCAGACCCAUUGUGAUACCUGCUCCUUACACACUGCACGAAUUUCUAGGAACUACGCCCGCUUCGCUCCGUUCGCAACUGGGAAACUACCGUGUGUUUCAGCAAUCGACGACUUCGUGGUGUCCCGAACGCGAGGAGCACGGCUAUUUUCUCUCUCCCGUCUUCAAAUGCAGCACGAACCCGCGCGUGAGCGCCGCACAUCGUUGGACAGUCGUCGACUUAUCCACGAAGCUGAACAAACCGACUGAAUGCUUCUACAACAGAGACGGAAAGUGGUACUAUGCUGGCACCUACAAGGCGUUCCGGCUGGAUGACUUGUCCACGCAGGAGUGGGAGACUCUGUUGGCCGAGACGACGCAGGCGCUGAUCAAGGAAACACUGGCCGGGCGCAAGAACACCACCCCACAGAACGUGUACGAGUCGGGGCAGCUGUACGCUGUGGGUGCGCUGAAGGUGGCGUGCAUCGGGCUGCAGUGCAUUGGCUUCAACAACACGCUCUACCGCACGAUCCUCGAGCACGCGGCUAAGUGCGCGCAGACAGGAAAGUGGAGAAACAGUAGCACUGUGGCGAGCCCACCCGCACUGUGGACUGCAGCCACCAGCACUCUAUUGCCCAGCGCUGCGAGUAUGGCUGCAGGGGUGGCACCUCCGAGCACGGGGGGGAAUGUCCUCGUGGGCACGUACUGCAGCGAGGGCGGCUCCACCAUCGAGGACAUUAUCGGAGAGACGGCUAGCAAGGUAUGA